AUGGAUAUGAACCAUUUGAUAGGUCAGCGUUUCAACCUGAUCUCAAAGAGCGACAUCCGCUAUGUCGGCACCUUGCAUGACAUCAAUGCCGAAGAGUCCACGAUCUCCCUUGAAAAUGUGAAGUCGUUUGGUACCGAGCGCCGCCGAGGCAACCCGGAAGAAGAGGUCCCGCCGUCGGCCAACAUUUUUGAAUACAUCGUUUUCCGCGGUAGCGACGUCAAGGAUAUCAGCAUGGCAGAAGAGAAUGGCCCCCCAGUCUCGGAAGACCCCGUCGUUGGCUCGGUAAGUUUCACUGACCUCACUUGCAAUCUCAUAAGCGUUCCUCUUCCUUCCCUUGGCGAAAUGCUUCUCUGCUUUCGCCACGGUCGGACGCCUGAUCAAAUGAUGAACCAUUUCGGAUGUGAAAACAGACCUGUUCUGAAUAGCGCAAAAACCCAGAACAUGCCUCAGCCUGGUCCCGGUCCAGCUCCCGAGGCUGGAGCUAGUGCUGCUGCAGGUACCCCCGGUCUUGCUCCUCAACAACCCCAGCUCGCUCAGCAAAUUCCUCCCGGCUAUCCCCCGCAACCUCAAUUCCAACAAGGUUUUUAUCCUCCCUAUGGACGUGGUUUCCCCCCUGCUCCAUUCCCUGGCCCUGGUGGUUCCGCUGGCCCCGCUGGAUUCCCCAAUCCCAACAUGCCGCCGUAUGGACCGCCCCAGGGAUGGUAUCCUCCCCCCGGCCAUGGUUUCCCACAAGGUCCCGGCCAAUUCCCACCCCAUGUGCCCAUUGGACCCCCAGGUCACCAGCCACCGCCUCAGCAGCAGCGACCUGGACCUCCCGCGGCUCCCACUGGUCCUAGCGCUACCUCGGAACUUCCUUCGGGAGACAAUGCGACACCUGCGGCCCGGAACGCUCCUACUCCGCCAGUCGAGUCAAAGCCUUCCGUGACCGAAGCAAUUCAAGGAUCUGUUCCCCAGGCCGCGCCUGUGCACCCUGCUCAGAGAAACGGCCGGGCCAUGCCGGCCAUUCCCAUCGCUGCUCCUCGGCCCGUUGCCUCUAUUCCUACCGCUCCUGCUGCCGCAACCCAGGGGGGGGCGCACACUGACGCGACCGCUGCCGCUGCCAAUGCCGUUGCCGCCGCCAUGGCUAAACUUCCUCAGCCUGGUGCCCAACAGAAGCCAGGUCAAGCUGACCCUUCCGUUGAUGCCAUUACUCGGCAGGUGAAUGAUAUGCGUCCAUACGAUGGAACUCAUGCCCCUCGCGGUGCCCAUCACCACCCCCGUGGUGGACGCGGAGGUGCCCGCAACCAACAUAAGAAGAUUGAAAUCCCCAAAUCGGAUUAUGACUUCGAGACUGCAAAUGCCAAGUUCAACAAGCAGGAUCUUGUGAAGGAAGCCAUCGCUACUGGCUCCCCCGCUGCCGAGGCCGAGUCUCACGAACUCCAUACGCAUGAGGAAGUUGAUGAUUCCGCGCACAAUACCUACAACCGCACUGCUUCUUUCUUCGACAACAUUUCGAGCGAGGCUCGUGAUCGUGAGGAGAACGCUGCUGCCCGCGUGGGCGGUCGCGAGUGGCGUGGCCAAGAGGAACAGCGCAACAUUGAGACUUUCGGUCAAGGUAGCGUUGAUGGCUACCGUGGUCGCGGCCGCGGCCGUGGACGUGGCUAUGGCCGUGGCCGUGGUUACGGUCGGGGUUAUGGUGGACGUGGUCGCGGUGGCAUGCGUGGUGGACGUGCCUCUUCGCAGUCCACUGGCAUUCCUUCCCAAGUCUAA
Messenger RNA from Penicillium argentinense, 1749 nucleotides. RefSeq lists its product as uncharacterized. Lineage: Eukaryota; Fungi; Ascomycota; Eurotiomycetes; Eurotiales; Aspergillaceae. The transcript has 4 exons. Gene Ontology annotation, molecular function: mRNA binding. The coding region runs from base 1 to 1749 and encodes 582 amino acids. Gene Ontology annotation, biological process: P-body assembly; cytoplasmic stress granule assembly. The record is from RefSeq and is a predicted model, not a curated record. Gene Ontology annotation, cellular component: P-body.